Haliotis rubra (blacklip abalone) is the source of this 1798-nucleotide messenger RNA. Its product is annotated as calpain-A-like. Gene Ontology annotation, cellular component: cytoplasm. Gene Ontology annotation, biological process: proteolysis. Gene Ontology annotation, molecular function: calcium-dependent cysteine-type endopeptidase activity. The record is from RefSeq and is a predicted model, not a curated record. Lineage: Eukaryota; Metazoa; Mollusca; Gastropoda; Lepetellida; Haliotidae.
GAGCGAUAAGACGAUGACAUAAAUUCGCUGUAAUCAUAAUGCACAUUACACGGGUAUUCAGAGCGUAUUUUCCGGUAGUUCCUGCCCCGACUGUUCAAUCGCUGGAAGUUACAACAUACGAUGGGGUGUACCUCCUCAAAGUACGACGACGACUAUUUCCACGACAUCAACGAUGAAGAAGCCUGGGAGGACGACUUUGAUCAGGACGCAAAAGAGCAGUACACAGACGACCCUCAGAACUUGAACCUAAAGCACUACACGGUGGACUUCAGAACGUCAUCGGGGUCAAAUGACGUCAAGCCACGCCGUCCCGAAGUCCCCCCUGGUCAGAUGUGGACAGACAUGGACUUUACUCUCCCAAUAGCAAUAAAAGAAUACGAGAAGCUAAAACUGGAUUGGAAGAGACCGCAGGAAAUCGUUCGUAAUCCCGUUCUCUUUGCUGAUGGGACUUCAAGAUUCGACAUCAAACAACGGAGCUUUGGAACGUGUUGGUUCCUGUCCAUGAUGGCAAACCUUGGUGACAAGCCUGACCUCUGUAGGAAGGUGAUCAACGAGGAUUCGUACACUCCAAGAACUGACGGGAUCUGUCACUGUCGACUGUGGAGGUUCGGGGAGUGGGAGGACGUGUACAUGGACGACUACCUCCCCGUGUUUGCCGGCAGCAGGUGCUUGUACGGAGCACUAUCUGGGACGGACACCAACGAGAUGUGGGUCUCACUACUGGAGAAGGCACUGGCCAGGCUGCAUGGUUCGUACAACGUGGUGAGCGAUGAGGGUGGUUACCCUAGCGACGCCUACAUCACCCUGACAGGUGGCGUGGCAGAGAGAGUCAGCUUUAACUACGAUGAUCCUGACCCUACCGAGCUGUUCCGUCGUCUCAGGAACGCCCUUCGUACGGGCGCUUUGGUCACUUGUGCAGUUCCGUCCAAGUUCGAUGGCAAGGUGGGGCUGGUGGGAGGACAUGCCUAUUCCUUGACAGGAGCCUAUGUGGUGACCAGAAGUGACGGAGAGAAGGUUCCCUUAGUGAGGAUACGCAAUCCUCAUGGUACACACGAAUGGCAGGGGAAGUGGAGCGAUAGGAGCAGAGAGUGGGGGGAAUUGUCCGAGGGAAUCCAAAUACAAAGAAACAAAAACGACGGAGAGUUCUGGAUAAACUUGGAAGACUUUCUCCAUUAUUUUGACCAAACUACAAUUUGCUCGCUGACUCCAGAUUUUGACAUUGAUGGAAGAUCAGAUGGUCUCAAUCAUGUACUGAGGAUAUUCGGGGAGUGGCGAGGAGGAGUGGGCCAAGGGGGCACCUUAAGGGCUCGAGUCAGGAACCCCCGGUUUGCAUUUACAGUUCCAGAAGAAGGUUUAACAGAGGAUGGAUAUGUUCCUAUCGUUGUGCAGAUAAUACAGAAGGCUCACCACCUGGAUUAUGAAUCUAUACGCUGUGACUUAUACAAGGUGGUGAGGGGCAGUGAAAAGUCCAGGAUGCUCUACGUGGCCAGGAUGAGAGACACUGAAGCCAAGGAUUGUUAUUACCCCCGCCUGCAGUGCACGUUCCGAUACAGGUUGAAGCCAGGCCGGUACUUGGUUAUCCCCUCCACCUACCAGCGCGGCAUCACCAGGGAAUUCCUUCUCAGGGUCUUCUGCCCCUGUCCGGUGUACUAUUGCAGGAAUGUGCCCAGACGGAAACAAAUCAUGGUUGUAUCUAGGUACUGAAUCUAGCAUCAGGAGAGCAUUGGAUAUAAUACUACGGAUAAAGAGCACGAGGAAGAACAAUCUCAGGACCACUUGUAAAUGCUCCAUGAAGAGC